Messenger RNA from Thalassophryne amazonica, 1215 nucleotides. Its product is annotated as pleckstrin homology domain-containing family O member 1-like. Gene Ontology annotation, cellular component: ruffle membrane; muscle cell projection membrane. The record is from RefSeq and is a predicted model, not a curated record. Gene Ontology annotation, biological process: regulation of myoblast fusion. Lineage: Eukaryota; Metazoa; Chordata; Actinopteri; Batrachoidiformes; Batrachoididae.
AGCAGAGAGUGUUCAGGGGGAAUCCGACACCGGCGUCUCCGCGGGUCCGAGACGAGCGGACCGGACCAAAGCGGACCGGGGAGCUCCGGUGGGAGCCGCCGCCAUGAAGAACAAACAGGGCCCACAGGACCCAGCUCAGCAGCAGGCUCAGCCCGACAAGGUCGGAUGGAUCCGCAAGUUCUGUGGAAAAGGCAUCUUCAGAGACAUCUGGAAAAACCGGUUUGUGGUGCUGAAAACAGAUCAGCUGUUCAUCUGCCAGAAGGAGAUCCUGAUGAAGGAGCUGGGUCGGGCUGAUGAGGUACUGGAGCUGUCAGAGUACGAGCGCUGUGAGGAGCUGAAAAAGAACAAAAGCCGCAGCAAGAAGAACCUCAGCAAGUUCAGACUGCAGUGCUGCAGCACACCUGGAAACAAGGUUCCAAACUGGUUUUCCUGGCUGUCAGUCCAAGAGGAUAAGGAGUCCUGGAUCCACAUCCUGAACGCUGCCAUCACACGAGCCAAAAACCGAAUCCUGGAUGAGGUGUCUGCAGAAGAUGGUCAGCUGUCUCACCCGACCCGAGAUCGAGCCAAGAUCCCGCAUGGACGCCGGCUGCCGACGCGAGGACACCUGCUGGCCAUGGCUUCCACUUCAGACGGGAUCCUGACUCUGGAUCUGAUCCAGGAUGACAGCCCGCCCCCUCAGGGUCCAGACUGCUGUGACACUUCCAGGUCAAACACGGUCUCUGCUGACACACCCGGGACUCCUGGGAAAUCCCCCGGCCUGCCCAGGCCGGCACCAGUCACACCGGAACAAACGUCACCGACCCAAAUGCUGCAGCCAAGUCUGAGCUCUGAGAGGAGCCACUGUGCCUCCGUGGAUGAAGUCCUGACUCAUUCGUCCGUGUCCGUGCCGUCCAUCGGCGAGCUGCAGGAGCUGAUCAGGCAGAAGCUGCAGAAGACCGAGCGGCUCCUGGACGAGGUGCACGUGAGCGGCGAGGCUACCACGCUGGCCGACAGCAAAAAGUCUGCAGAAGGAGCGCGUGCUGAGGCUCACAGACUUCUGAAGGAGGCAGCGGUGGCCUGGACUCAGGCGAAGCAAGUGCUGGAGGAGGUGAAGGAGCUGAGGGUCCUGUACCAGCAGCUGGAGUCCCGAGCAGCAGCUGAGGUCUCACCGCUCACACGCUCCAACAGCACCGCACAGAGUCCACAUCAUCUGAUGUGAAAGUCCAGAACCGAGAC